Oryza sativa Japonica Group (Japanese rice) is the source of this 710-nucleotide messenger RNA. RefSeq lists its product as uncharacterized. NCBI's taxonomy places the organism in Eukaryota, Viridiplantae, Streptophyta, Magnoliopsida, Poales, Poaceae. The record is from RefSeq and is a predicted model, not a curated record.
UUGAUUGUCUUAGGUUGAGAUCGAUCCUAUAUAAACUCAACAGAUGUACUUGCUCUCAACAAUAAUCCCCUUCGAUCAAGCAUUUACAAGAAUCUCGAUCAGAAUGGACUACUACUCAAAAGGGUAUUCGAACUCCAAGCCGAAUCAGCAGGGAACAACAAACUACGGCAACUCCUACAAAGAAAACAACGCCCAAUCAGCUGCUUCAUCGUAUUACAAUGGAUCUGCAUCCAAGGGUAGUUCGACUGGCAGGAUGCCGGAGCAGCAAAACUCAGAUCAUCAGUACUACAUUAGCAGCAUGAGCAGCAAUCACGGCCAACAGGGAGGUGGUGGAGCGGAGAACAGCACCUACACAAGCAAGAGCAUUAGGACGAAGAAGUUCCCGUCACUCAACGGCUGAAGAAUUGAUUUGGCAGUGCUUGUGGAAGAACAAAAUAUGCAAAUUCUUACCAUAUACAAAUAGCAUAGUAAGCGUGAAGAAAAUAAUGUCAGUGUUCAUGAGUCUUCAGGCGGUUCAUCAGCAUGUAGUUCAUUAGUAUAUAUGUACAUUUUUUUGCGUCGAUGCGUGUUCGAUUUGUUCAUAUUAUGUUCAUUCAUUAAUUGUUCGGUCAAUAUACAUAUUGUAUACAGGGUCUCAAAUAAAAUGAAUGUAUGGAUGGCAUGUCAUUGUAUCUAUGUGUGAAAAAUUGUUGUUCAAUCAAUUAAAUUCA